Drosophila arizonae is the source of this 398-nucleotide messenger RNA. RefSeq lists its product as uncharacterized. Lineage: Eukaryota; Metazoa; Arthropoda; Insecta; Diptera; Drosophilidae. The record is from RefSeq and is a predicted model, not a curated record.
UUUUAGUCAGCGUAAAUAUUCGUAAUGAAUAAAAGCAAACAAUUACAAAUUUUGGAAAACUCGGGAAAAAAUCGUCGAAAACUGUAUAUAAUUUGAAUUUUCGUUUCCGAUCUGUAUGGUCGGUGUCUGUUUUUCUGUUUUCUACUAAGCGUAUAAAUACACCAUAUAUUAUAUUAAAAGUAAUUGGGAAAGGUACCACACAUUCUAUACGAUGGAUGGUAUGUUGGGAAAUCUGAGCGGGCGAUUCAAGCAGCUCCAGAAUGUGGAGGGGAAGCGCAUGGCCAUUAAGCUGCUCGGAUUCUACGCGAUGGGCUGGACGCUGCGCAAGCUUAUCAAAUGAGUGGAUCUAUGUCACUAAUCACGUUGCUAAAUUUCGUGUGUUAUGAAACAAUAAUAAU